Molecule: messenger RNA, 1382 nt
Organism: Owenia fusiformis
Lineage: Eukaryota; Metazoa; Annelida; Polychaeta; Sabellida; Oweniidae
Source: the annotation of a GenBank genome assembly
GUGGCGGUUCAAAGUUCAAAAUGGCAUUUUUCGGUCCGUUAAAACCUUGGGUACAGAUUUUAGUGCCAGAUCCCUGUUUUUAUGAGUUUUUCGUCAAUUUCAACUUCUUCGAAGUGGAAUGCUUGAAGAUAGUCAUCAGCAAAUGUUUGGGGUAUGCCAUCAUCCUAGGAGCAGUCUUAGUGAAGCUGCCUCAGAUCAUCAAACUGCUCUCAGCUAAAAGUGCAGAGGGCCUGAGUUUUGCCAGUGUUAUAUUAGAGUUACUUGCAGUCUCUGCAUCUACAAGCUAUGGAUAUGCUAUGAAUUUUCCAUUUAGUUCCUAUGGAGAGGGCAUAUUCCUGGUGCUUCAGACCGCUAUUAUAGGAUUUCUUAUUCUCGUCUAUAGUGACAAACUAUCUCAGGCACUAAUCUUCAUCACUGUGUAUACUGCAACUAUUGGUUUCCUACUAUCACCUAGCGCACCAUUGUCCUUAUUAUGGGGCCUUCAAGCUGCCAAUAUGCCAGUUGUUGCCAUGGCAAAGAUGAUCCAGGCAUUAGAAAACUUCAGGAAUGGGUCAACAGGACAGCUCAGCGCUAUCACAGUCAUGCUACUCUUCCUUGGUUCUGUAGCCAGAAUUUUAACUUCAAUUCAAGAAACAGGGGACCUUAUGAUGAUAUUAACAUAUGUUGUUUCUACAAUUUGUAAUGGGAUUAUCACAUUCCAGAUGGCGAUUUAUUGGAACUCUGGUAAAGAGAAACAGAAAACAAAUUAGGGAUCUCUAUAUUGUCAGCCUAUAAGAACUCAUGGUUUUCUCAAGCUUCAUAAAAAGCUCAAGUGAUAAUUGGGAAAAUGAAAAACAGUGUUCCAAAAAAAUUUAAAUAAUUUUCUUAAUCAUCAUGGAAUUUUUUUGAAUUAUCUUUUGUACACCACUCUCUAGUAGACUAGACAAAAAUUCAAGAAUCCACCAAAAUACAAAAAAGUAAGUUAUUAAAUUAAAAAAUGAGAGGGUUGUAUUUAUGGGUCACCCUGUAUAUGAGGCUCCUAUUGUUGGUCCAUUUUGUCAAAUGAUCAUGUCAUUGGACAAAUCAAGGAGACAAUUUUUAUUGCAUUUCAGAAGUAGUGUGCCAUAUUUUCAUUGUCAUUUGUUGACGGGUGUAACUGUAAGUGUAUGUUGGGUCAACUUGCUUGAGAAAACCAUGUUGAUUUGUGCUGCAGUUAUACUGUUUCAUACAACUUAAUUAAACUCGAUACAACAGAUUAUAUUCAUUAGAAAUACAAUAUUGCUGAGAGGAGGGGUUCCAUUCAAGAUUUUUGUUGUUGGUGUUUGUUGUAAUUUUAAAAGGGUAGCCUAAGACAUAUAAUAUAUGGAGUUUUUAUUAUAUUGUACAUACACAUACAUGACAUU